Vicia villosa (hairy vetch) is the source of this 3976-nucleotide messenger RNA. RefSeq names its product probable leucine-rich repeat receptor-like serine/threonine-protein kinase At3g14840. Gene Ontology annotation, biological process: protein phosphorylation. The coding region runs from base 643 to 3666 and encodes 1007 amino acids. Gene Ontology annotation, molecular function: protein binding; protein kinase activity; ATP binding. The transcript has 24 exons. The record is from RefSeq and is a predicted model, not a curated record. Lineage: Eukaryota; Viridiplantae; Streptophyta; Magnoliopsida; Fabales; Fabaceae.
UAGUGAUAUUUGUAAUCCUAAAAAAGAAAGACGAGGUAAAGUACGUUCAAAGCUCAUGUCUUGACUUGACUGAAGUAGCGCGCCCGCGCGCGAGAAGCAUACGGUGGUGAGCGACGGAGCUUGGUGGUGGAGUCAUCGCAGCAGAGAAAAAACUAAGUGCUUUUACUACCAUUUCUUAAAUAAUGAGGCUUAAUUUUGACACUUACAAAUUACAACCUCACAUUAAUUCAGAAAUUCUAUGUUUGAAAAUCAAUUGCUUAUGAAGCUCAACUGUUUGUGAAAAUUCUUGACUGGGGCAUACUUGUAUAAUACGUGCAGAAUAGUCUAAAUGUUGACUUGCACAUACAUACAUUUUGCCAAUCUAUGAUUAGAUUUACCGUUCUAAACGGGUUGAUACGAUUAAAGUUGUUUGUAUUUUAGCACAUUAAUAAUGUUGAGGAAUAAUUUGACCCCAAAAUGAUGAUUUACUCCUAUAACCAUUUAUAUAUGCAUUAAGAACUUUCCUUGUCUUUUUUCAGAAGAAGAAAGAAAGAACUUUCCUUGCCUCUUAAAUUCCAAAUACAUCAUGCUAUAUAUGUUCUGACUCUUUAGCUCUAAAUUAUUGAUAUUAUCUUAACUUCUCUUUUGCUUGUUAAUAUUAAGAUGAACACUACUUCUCAGUUUCUCUUCCUUUCACUCAUUGCCAUAUGGUUCAUAUCUCUAACAGCUUUUGGAGCUGAUACUAUUCACCCCGACGAAAAGAAAGCUCUUGAAGAUAUAGGUAAAUCACUUGGUAAGAAGGAUUGGAACUUCGACAUAGAUCCAUGCAGCAACAAACCUAACUGGGCCACACCUCCCAUAUCCAAAGUCGUAGAAAAUAAUGUCACCUGUGACUGCUCUGUUGCUGGUGACGACUUCUGCCAUGUUGUUUCAAUAACUUUGAAAGGGCAAAAUCUGCUUGGCACUCUCCCACCAGAACUGACCGGGUUGCAUUACCUUCAAACUAUUGACCUCUCUCGCAAUUACUUGAAUGGCACAAUUCCAAAGGAAUGGGGCUCCAUGAUGAAUAUUAGAAAAAUUGCUCUCCCCGAAAAUCGUCUAUCGGGUUCAAUACCAGCUGAGAUUGCAAACAUAUCUACUCUCCAAAUUUUGGAGUUAUGGAAUAAUCAGUUGUCUGGAAAUCUUCCUCCUGAGCUUGGGAGUCUAACCCAAAUUCUAACACUGCGAAUUUCCUCUAACAAUUUUAUUGGAGAACUACCUGGGACAUUGACCAAGCUCACUACAUUGCGAGAUUUCCGAAUUGAGGACAACCAAUUCUCUGGAAAGAUACCUGAUUAUAUUCAGAACUGGAUAAAUAUCAAUACACUAGUGAUUCAAGGAAGUGGAUUAAGUGGGCCGAUUCCUUCUGGAAUUUCUCUUUUAAGAAACUUAACUGACUUGAGAAUUAGUGAUUUGAAUGGAUUUGAGUAUGCACCUUUGCCAGAACUUAAUAAAAUGACUUCGUUAAAAACUUUGAUUCUGAGGAACUGCAACAUCAAUGGAAAAUUAUAUGAUUAUCUUGGGACUAUUGCAUCAUUAAAAAUAUUGGACCUCAGUUUUAACAAAUUAAGUGGAACAAUUCCGAGAUCCUAUGCUGCCAUGAACAGUUCGAAUUACAUAUUUCUUACUGGAAACCUUCUCACUGGACCAGUACCUCCUACUUGGAGAAAGAAUACCUACGUAGAUCUUUCAUACAAUAACUUCAGCAUCAGCCAGGAGAGUCAGAUAUGUCGAGAUGACAAUGUGAACUUGUUUUCUACCUCAAGGGCACAUAAUGAUAUGGGAACAGUUUCGUGUUUGAGCCUUAAAUGUCCUAAACCCUCAUACUCCCUUUAUAUAAAUUGUGGUGGAUAUCAAGCAAUAGUCAACCGAACAACUUAUGAUGGUGAUUCAGACUCAUCUGGACCAGCUAGAUCCCAUGCCACAGAAAAUUGGGCAUUUAGCAGCACUGGUCUAUUCAUUGAACAUGAUAUACUUGGAAGAACUUUUACCCCACAAAAUAUCUCUAAACUUACUAUGGAAGAUGCUGAGUUGUACAUGAAUGCGCGUAUUUCACCUAUUUCUUUAACUUAUUAUGGGUUUUGCCUGGCAAGUGGAAGCUACACAGUAAAUCUGCAUUUUGCUGAAAUAAUGUUCACAGAUGAUCAAACUUAUGGUAGUCUUGGAAGGCGUGUAUUUGAUAUCUAUCUUCAGGGAAAGCAGGUGCAAAAGGACUUCAAUAUUGCACAAGAAGCAGGAGGAGUUGGUAAGAAAAUCAUAAAACAGUUCAAAGAUGUUGUUGUUUCUAGUAAUACUUUGGAGAUCCGUUUAUAUUGGGCUGGAAAAGGGACACAGGCUGUCCCAAAUAAAUCAGUAUAUGGUCCUCUUAUAUCAGCUAUCUCAGUGGAAUCUGACUCUCCACCUGGAACUGGAAGCAUAUCUGCAGGAGCUGUGGCUGGAAUUGUGAUUGCUGCAACAAUUAUUAUCAUUCUAGUAUUCGGUAUACUUUGGUGGAAAGGAUGUUUUGAAAAGAAAAACUCAUUAGCGAGAGAGCUGGAGAGUUUAGACAUUCAAACAGGUUUAUUUACCUUAAAACAAAUCAAUGCAGCUACGAAUCACUUUGAUAUUUCCAAUAAGAUUGGAGAAGGAGGAUUUGGUCCCGUGUACAAGGGAUGCUUACCCAAUGGGACAUUGAUAGCAGUAAAGCAACUUUCUUCUAAAUCAAGGCAAGGGAAUCGUGAGUUUUUAAAUGAGAUUGGCAUGAUUUCUGCUUUGCAACACCCUAAUCUUGUUAAACUCUGCGGUUGUUGUGUGGAGGGAGAUCAGUUGUUGCUGAUAUAUGAAUACUUGGAAAACAAUAGUUUAGCACGUGCUUUAUUUGGUCCAGAAGAACUCCAAAUAAAAUUGGAUUGGUCAACAAGGAGGAAGAUCUAUGUUGGUAUUGCUAGAGGUUUGGCAUACCUCCAUGAAGAAUCAAGAUUGAAGGUUGUUCACAGGGACAUCAAAGCAUCUAAUGUGUUGCUCGAUAAAGAUCUUAACCCAAAGAUAUCUGAUUUUGGUUUAGCCAGACUUGAUGAGGAGGACAAUACUCACAUUAGUACUAGAAUUGCUGGGACCUAUGGAUAUAUGGCUCCUGAAUAUGCAAUGCAUGGUUAUUUGACAGACAAGGCAGACGUUUAUAGUUUUGGAAUUGUUGCCAUGGAAAUCGUUAGUGGAAGGAGCAACACCCUUUAUCGGUCCAAGGAGGAACCAUUCUAUCUUCUUAAUUGGGCACAUUUGUUGAAAGAGAGGGGUGACCUAAUAGAACUAGUUGAUAGAAGAUUAGGUUCAGAUUUCAACAAAAAGGAAGCUAUGGUGGUAAUCAAUGUGGCUCUCCUAUGCACGAAUGUAACUUCAAACCUUAGGCCCUCCAUGUCGUCGGUGGUAAGUUUCCUUGAAGGAAGGAGUAUGGUUCCAGAAUUUGUUUCAGAUUCAAGUGAAGUAAUGGAUGAAAAGAAGAUGGAAGUAAUGAGGAAGUAUUACUAUCAGAUGGAAGAAAAUGAGAAAAGUAAGUCACAAACACAAAGUCAGAGUUUAUCAAUUGAUGGGCCAUGGACAGCUUCAUCUUCGUCAGCUGUUGAUCUUUAUCCAGUUCACCUUGAUUCUUCCUAUUGGGAGAAAAGAAAUUAAGAGUUUAUCAAUUGCAUAUUCCUGCUUGAUCUCUUGCCAAUAUGCCUUGUGAUGAAAAUGUGAUGCAUUUAAAAUAGAGUACUCUGUCCCUAUUUAUAAAUCUCAUUGUUGAAUGCAGAGUGCUCAUAGGGUUUUUUAUAGUUAAACAGCUUCAUCAUCCACUUAUUGAAAGGAUUUUACUCUCUAUGGUGAGAUUCAAAUAUUAGAACCAUUUGACUCGGUUAAAAGUUGUUGAUCUCUUGAAUUUGUUAUAAAUUAAUUGACUUAAUAUUACAAGAGCAAAGUUAGCAACAUGUUAGUUGUUGGUUCU